UAUUGAAAUUCCCAUCAUUCUCUCUCCUCUCUGUGUUGCUGCCUCCUCCCUCAAGAAAACUCUCCUUCAUCUCUCUCUGUGACUGAAAGAAGCAAGGAAAAGGUCGGCAAUGGAAGGUGAAGGAGUUCAGCAGCCACAGCUUGUGCUCGCCAACAAUCUCUUCCUGCUCACGCAGAACGACGUCGACGACAUUGAAAAAGUGCGCCUCCGCGAUGAGGUCUUCAAAUUCAUCGUUGCCAACGAUAUGGCUCCAUUGUACGAAACCCUAGUUGCCAGCAAGGUAUUGGAUUUGGAUCAGAAGGCACUUGACUCGAUGAGCUCCAAGAUCGAUGAUGAAUUGAAGAAGCUCGAAGAGAAGAUUGCUGAUGCAGAAGAGAACUUGGGUGAAAGUGAAGUUAGGGAAGCUCAUUUGGCCAAAUCAUUGUUUUAUAUUCGAAUUGGUGACAAGGAAAAGGCACUGGAACAACUUAAAAUAACAGAGGGCAAAACUGUUGCAGUUGGACAAAAGAUGGAUUUGGUAUUCUACACACUACAAAUUGGUUUCUUUCACAUGGACUUUGAUCUUAUCUCCAAAAGCAUUGACAAAGCUAAGAAAUUGUUUGAGGAGGGUGGUGAUUGGGAGAGGAAGAACCGUUUGAAGGUGUAUGAGGGUUUAUAUUGCAUGUCCACUCGCAAUUUCAAGAAAGCGGCUGAUCUUUUCCUUGAUUCUAUUUCGACUUUUACAACUUAUGAGCUUUUCCCCUACGACACCUUCAUAUUUUAUACUGGUCUCACGAGCAUCAUAUCGUUGGAUAGAGUUUCACUAAAACAGAAGGUGGUGGAUGCACCAGAGAUCCUGACCGUCAUUGGCAAAAUCCCAUACUUAUCAGACUUUCUGAACUCUUUAUAUGAUUGCCAAUAUAAAUCAUUCUUUAUCGCUUUCGCUGGCUUGACCAAGCACAUUAAGUUGGACCGCUAUUUGCACCCACACUUCCGGUACUACAUGAGGGAGAUAAGAAGUGUUGUAUACUCGCAGUUCUUGGAAUCUUACAAGAGUGUAACCAUUGAAGCUAUGGCAAAAUCAUUUGGCGUGACAGUGGAUUUCAUAGACAUGGAACUAUCUCGGUUCAUUGCAGCGGGGAAGCUACAUUGCAAGAUAGACAAAGUUGCAGGCGUGUUAGAAACCAAUCGGCCCGAUGCAAAGAAUGCUCUCUACCAGUCUACCAUCAAGCAAGGGGAUUUCCUCCUGAAUCGCAUCCAGAAGCUGUCACGUGUUAUUGAUCUUUGAACUUGGCUUACGAUUAUAAUGUGUUUACAACUCAAAACUAGUAAAAUUUCACAAUACAUGUAGCCCUCUCCCAUUUGAUUAAUGUUGUUUUUCAACGUCAUUACUUGCUACUAGUUUCCGAAAUGAUUUUGAUCCUGGAAAUUUGAUUACUACUCCUCCAAUUAAGCUGGGAGCUUCUAUGA
Salvia hispanica is the source of this 1449-nucleotide messenger RNA. RefSeq names its product 26S proteasome non-ATPase regulatory subunit 6 homolog. Lineage: Eukaryota; Viridiplantae; Streptophyta; Magnoliopsida; Lamiales; Lamiaceae. The record is from RefSeq and is a predicted model, not a curated record. Gene Ontology annotation, biological process: proteasome-mediated ubiquitin-dependent protein catabolic process.